AUGUCUGAGGAUCAUGAAGGGGAUCCAGGCUCUGGGCUGUGCAGGGUGUCUGUACUCUGCUGUCUGACACUGGCAUGUUCAUAUGUAGGCAGCUUGUAUGUAUGGAAGAGCGACCUGCCCAGAGAUCACCCUGCUGUCAUCAAGAGGAGGUUUACCAGCGUACUGAUUGUAUCCUCAUUAUCUCCGUUAUUCCUGUCGGUAUGGAAGGAGUUAACUGGCAUCAAGACAGAUGCAGCUUUCCUUUCCCUUAUGGGUUUCCGUCUUGAAGGCAUUCUUAUAGCUACAGUUUUACCUCUGUUAUUGACCAUGAUAUUGUUCCUUGGUCCUCUUGUCCAGCUCUCUAUGGAUUGCCCGUGGGACUUCCUCGAUGGCUUGAAAGUAGCUUUUGAUCCUAGGUUCUGGAUGCUCUGCAUAACUGACAUGCGGUGGCUACGUAACCAGGUGAUUGCCCCGCUAACAGAGGAGUUGGUCUUCAGGGCCUGCAUGCUUCCUAUGUUAGUACCAUGUACUAGCCCUGGGACAGCCAUCUUUACAUGUCCAUUAUUCUUUGGCAUUGCUCAUUUCCAUCAUGUUAUUGAGCAGCUACGAUUUCGACAGGGUACUGUUGUGACCAUAUUUCUGUCAGCUGCAUUUCAAUUUUCAUAUACUGCAGUAUUUGGAGCUUACACUGCCUUUAUCUUCAUAAGAACAGGGCAUAUUAUAGGACCUGUACUUUGCCAUUCCUUCUGCAAUUACAUUGGAUUUCCAGCCAUAUUUACAGCUUUGGACCAUCCACAGCGCACAACUAUUCUCAUUUUCUACAUUCUCGGGGUUGUACUUUUUUUUCUUCUUCUGUAUCCCAUGACUGAUCCUGCUUUGUAUGGGGACAUACCUGUCUGUUACUUAUUGGAGAGAGGAUCUGCAGACCGUCGCUCACUUUGUUCCUGA
This is a messenger RNA of Staurois parvus, 927 nucleotides long. The record is from the annotation of a GenBank genome assembly. Lineage: Eukaryota; Metazoa; Chordata; Amphibia; Anura; Ranidae.